Messenger RNA from Actinia tenebrosa (Australian red waratah sea anemone), 2788 nucleotides. RefSeq names its product translation elongation factor 2. Lineage: Eukaryota; Metazoa; Cnidaria; Anthozoa; Actiniaria; Actiniidae. Gene Ontology annotation, cellular component: cytosol; ribonucleoprotein complex. Gene Ontology annotation, biological process: translational elongation. The record is from RefSeq and is a predicted model, not a curated record. Gene Ontology annotation, molecular function: translation elongation factor activity; GTP binding; ribosome binding.
UGCGACUGAUUGUGCAACAUUUCCAUCUUCUCGUUCCUUUUACUUCUUGUGGUCUACCAUCGAAGGUUCAAUCGCCGAACGGGCGAGUAAAAAAUCCGAAUUUCAAGAUGGUGAACUUCACGAUAGAUCAGAUCCGUGAGAUCAUGGACAAAAAACAUAACAUCCGUAACAUGUCUGUCAUUGCUCACGUGGACCAUGGAAAAUCUACUUUGACUGACUCUCUAGUUAGCAAAGCAGGUAUCAUUGCUGGGGCUAAAGCCGGAGAAACAAGAUUUACUGAUACCAGAAAAGAUGAGCAGGAGCGAUGCAUUACCAUCAAAUCAACAGCUAUUUCCAUGUAUUACGAAGUGUCUGAGGCUGAUAUGGAAUUCAUUCCUGGGGGCAGCAAAGAUGAGCGCGGUUUCUUAAUUAACCUGAUUGAUUCUCCUGGACAUGUUGAUUUCUCAUCUGAGGUAACAGCUGCUCUGCGUGUGACAGAUGGAGCUCUAGUUGUGGUUGACAGUAUCAGUGGAGUGUGUGUCCAAACAGAAACAGUGCUCCGUCAGGCAAUUGCUGAGCGAAUCAAGCCAGUCUUGUUUUUAAACAAAAUGGACAGAGCUCUUUUAGAACUGCAGCUGGAAAAAGAGGAUUUAUAUCAAACCUUUUCCCGUAUUGUGGAGUCUGUCAAUGUGAUUAUUUCUACAUACAAUGAUGAGGAGGGACCUAUGGGUGACAUUCAGGUGUCACCAGAGAAAGGUACUGUGGGUUUUGGUUCUGGACUUCAUGGUUGGGCUUUCUCCUUGAAGCAGUUUGCAGAAAUCUAUGCUAAGAAGUUCAAGAUUGAGCCAAAAAAGCUCAUGUCUCGACUAUGGGGCAAUAGUUUCUACAGCAACAAAGAAAAAAAAUGGAAGAAAGAACAAAAUGAAGGAUAUGUACGUGGUUUCAAUCAAUUUGUCCUUGAUCCAAUCUACAAGGUUUUUGAUGCUGUAAUGAAUUUCAAAAAGGAAGACACCAAGAAAUUAAUUGAAAAGCUGAAUAUCAAGCUUGAUUCUACUGAGAAGGAAAUGGAAGGCAAACCUUUGAUGAAGGCUAUGAUGAGGCGCUGGCUUCCUGCUGGAGAGACUAUGCUUCAGAUGAUCACCAUGCAUCUCCCAUCACCUGUAAUUGCUCAAAAGUACAGAAUGGAGUUGCUGUAUGAAGGACCAAAGGAUGACCCCAUUGCUUUGGGCAUCAAAACUUGUGACUCUAAGGCUGAGCUCUGUCUGUAUGUAUCAAAGAUGGUACCAACAACUGAUAAGGGUCGAUUCUAUGCUUUUGGUCGUGUCUUCUCUGGAACUGUUUCAACUGGACAAAAAGUUCGCAUUAUGGGGCCAAAAUAUAUUCCUGGCAAGAAAGAAGAUUUGUACAACAAGCCAAUCCAAAGGACAAUUCUGAUGAUGGGAAGAUACAUUGAGCCUAUUCCUGAUGUCCCCUGUGGUAAUAUUGUAGGCCUUGUUGGAGUAGAUCAGUUUUUGGUCAAGACAGGAACAAUUACAACCUAUGAUCAGGCUCACAAUUUGAAGGUUAUGAAGUUUUCAGUCUCACCUGUUGUACGUGUGGCUGUUGAGCCAAAAAAUCCCUCUGACUUACCAAAACUUGUGGAAGGCCUGAAGAGGCUCUCAAAGUCUGAUCCUAUGGUGCAGUGUACAAUUGCCGAGAGUGGAGAGCACAUUGUUGCUGGAGCAGGAGAGCUGCAUUUAGAAAUUUGCUUAAAGGACCUAGAAGAAGAUCAUGCUGGCAUCCCUCUAAAGAAAUCUGAUCCUGUAGUCUCGUAUCGUGAGACUGUUAGUGAAGAAUCCAACCAAGUAUGUCUGUCCAAGUCACCAAACAAACACAACCGUCUUUUCCUGACAGGCGGGCCAUUACCAGAUGGACUGCCUGAAGAAAUUGAUGAAGGAAAGGUCAACCCAAGAGAUGACCCUAAAACACGUGGCAGAUAUCUGGCUGAUAAGUACCAGUUUGAUGUUAAUGAAGCAAGAAAGAUUUGGGCUUUUGGACCUGAAACUAAUGGUCCAAACCUUUUAGUUGAUACCACAAAAGGAGUCCAAUACUUGAAUGAGAUCAAGGACAGCGUAGUAGCAGGUUUUGAGUGGGCUACAAAGGAAGGACCACUGUGUGAAGAGAAUGUACGUGGUGUGAGGUUCAACAUUAGAGAUGUUACUUUGCAUACUGAUGCCAUCCAUCGUGGAGGUGGACAGAUCAUCCCAACAGCUAGACGGGUACUCCUUGCCUGCAUGUUGACUGCUCAACCCCGCAUACUUGAACCUAUAUAUCUUUGUGAAAUUCAGUGUCCAGAAACUGCAGUUGGUGGCAUUUAUGGUGUGCUAAACAGGCGACGUGGACAUGUCAUAGAGGAAGGACAGGUUGCUGGUACUCCAAUGUUUUUGGUCAAAGCGCAUCUUCCAGUCAAUGAGUCAUUUGGAUUCACGGCUGACCUUCGUUCCAAUACUGGUGGGCAGGCCUUCCCUCAGUGCGUGUUUAACCAUUGGGCAAUCCUACCAGGUGAUCCUACCGAUGCAGGUACCAAGCCUGGUGUGGUAGUUACAGACACCAGAAAAAGAAAGGGUCUUAGUGAAGCCAUUCCUUCCUUGGAUAAAUUCCUGGACAAGUUGUAAAUGCGUCUACAAGCUCAAGGGAUUUCAUCAAAGAACGCUUCUAAACAAAUCCAUAGAAUCUCGCCUUGUUACUUGCACUAGGAGCAGUGAAUAAAACUUAAACCAUGGUUCUUGUAUCAAUUUACAAAUAUAAACAUUAAAGUAAAUGACAGUAA